CUCUCUUAGCAACGUCAUGUCAGCAACGUUACUCCAUUUCACUACGUAGUCAGUGUUCUACUGACUACGCUGUGGAGUAGACGUUCUCUUAUAAUCAGUGAAUAACAAUUUCGAGAAAAUGUUUAACUUCGGCAUCCUCUUGGCAACGAUUUUGCUCGCCUCAUCGAUUCAGGAUGCAGCGUCCUACACCAAGUAUGGAAGGACAUGCAAGGACAUCGGUUGCAGAAGGGACGAGGUCUGCGUGAUGGCCGAGGAUCCCUGCUCGAUCUACCAACGCGAUAACUGUGGUCGUUAUCCUACUUGCACGAAAGCUCAUCCAGGCGAGGCCAGCUGCGCGAGCACCGUAUGCGGGGAGAACGAGUACUGCAAAACGGAAAACGGUUUGCCCACCUGUGUGAAGAAAUCGACCGCAAUCGGACGAAUAUUUUCAGGAUACGAAUCGGCGGGCGUUUCAUACGUGAACGGGCAACGUACCAGCGACGAGAAUCACGAUAAGACGAGCAGCAACAGUGCUAGCAAUUCGAACCCUUACGCGAAUGCUAACGCCCCUCCCGAGCCUGCAGGAGGAUACCGUCAAGUGAAUUCCGGCAAUUUGGGUUAUCCUAGUAACACCGGCUCUAACGCCGGAUAUCCACCAUAUCCUAGUAACACCGGAUCCAACAGCGGAUAUCCACCGUAUCCUACGAAUCAUGGAAACCGACCGCAGGACUUAGGAUAUCCGCCUUAUCCGACGCAAAACAGAAUGCCCAUGCCUGGAUAUCCUGGACAUACCAGCUAUCCAGCGUAUCCCGGACAGGCUGGCUAUCCAGCGCCGCCAGGAUACCCGCAACAGUAUCCUGGAUAUCAAAAUUAUCCGUAUCCCAAUACUCAGAAUCGUAUGCAUCACAAUAACGUGUACUCCGGUUUCCGCAGGGGCGCCGCCGCCACACACGCUUCCUCUUUCGCGAUCGUGUGUUUCACCAGUCUCGUCAUGUUUAUAGUGAACAGAUCACUGUACGCCGAUUAUUUAUAUAUUGUGCCUGCAAUUACGAAUUACGUCCAAACUGGCAGCUUGUUGCCGCGCGUCUAUCCGACAAGAAGACCAGUACAUAGGCCCACACCACCACCGAGGACAUCAUCGAAUGGAUUUGGAGGGAGAACUUCUGGUAACGCAGGAUCGAGGAACACCAUUGGAAGCGGUUCGAUUUUCGAUCGCCUCUUCGGGAAUCGUAAAUCUUACGAUGUAACAACUCCUAAACCCCCUAGUCGUCUAGGUGGCAACGGCUAUUAUGACACCCAUACAACGUUCGACGAAAACGGGAACAGAGUCUGGAGAUUCUCUGAUCUUUUAGAGGUAGAUAACGAAAUGUUCGCAGAGUUCGAGGACGGUGAUAACAAAGUAGUGGUAAGACGGCAAAGCGAGGCUGAAGGGAGUACGUCGGUUAAGGGUGGAUACCCGGCAGGAAGUGGAUAUCCCAGUUCGAAGAGCGCUCCGUCAGAGAAUCAAGGAGCGGAAGGAUCUUCGAGGUCCUCAGGUUAUCCGUCUGGUUCGGGAUACCCUUCUAGCUCUGGUUAUCCAUCGAGUUCCAGAAGCUCUGGUUAUCCUUCAAGCUCCUCGGACUCUGGAAGUUCUGGUUACCCGUCUAGGAGCUCUGGUUAUCCUUCAAGCUCUUACCCGGACUCUGGAAGCUCUGGUUACCCAUCGAGAAGUUCGGGCUCCGGUUAUCCUUCAAGCUCUUACCCGGACUCUGGAAGCUCUGGUUACCCAUCGAGAAGUUCGGGCUCCGGUUAUCCUUCAAGCUCUUACCCGGACUCUGGAAGCUCUGGAUACCCAUCGAGAAGUGGCUAUCCUUCGAGUUCUUCGGGGUAUCCCGGUUACCCGUCGCGCAGCAGCUCGGGUUAUCCUAGUGGAUCGAGUUAUCCUAGCGGGUCCUACCCAUCGAGCUCUGGUUACCCCGGAAGACCAGCGAACGAGGAAGGAGUGAAGAGAGUGGAUGCCAACUCGGUCAACGCUGCGUACCCCAGCCAGAGUCAGCCUAGGGGUUAUCCUCAAAGCUCUGGGUAUCCUGGUCAGUCUGGUUAUCCUAGUCAGGGGUAUCCUCAAGGAGGGUAUCCUCAGGGAGGCUAUCCUCAGGGAGGCUAUCCUCAAGCAGGCUAUCCUCAAGGAGGCUAUCCAGGAGCUCCGCAAGGAUAUCCACAAGGGUAUCCACAAGGGUAUCCACAAGGAUAUCCACAAGGAUAUCCACAAGGAUAUCCACAAGGAUAUCCACAAGGAUAUCCACAGGGAUAUCCUACAACUAAGAAACCUAAUUUCAGUGAUCAGUUAACUAAUAUUGCGAAAGAUCUCGCUGGGAAGGUUCUUACUCAGGCGAUUAUCGACAGAGUCGCUGCGAAACACUGAGUUGUAGUUGAUGUAGAUCAUUGUGUAGAGGACACUGAUAGUCGCACUCUCGAUGUAAUGCUCUCUUUUUAGUAAUAAA
Messenger RNA from Megachile rotundata (alfalfa leafcutting bee), 2459 nucleotides. RefSeq lists its product as uncharacterized. Lineage: Eukaryota; Metazoa; Arthropoda; Insecta; Hymenoptera; Megachilidae. The record is from RefSeq and is a predicted model, not a curated record.